AGUUCAGGGGAAAUAUUACAAUUUUACCCCAUGGCUGUUCUUGACGCAAUUGCAUUAUUUACUGUUUAAAAUUUGUUACUAUUUGAAAAAAGUGGACUUUAAAGGGUCGAAUAUGCAUUACGUAGUGGUAGAUUUGUAUAAGGCUUAAGAACAUAUUUAGAAGGUUGCACCAAGUGUUAAGUUAGAAGAACAUGCCAGUUCAAUGCAAGUUAUGCAAAAAGUCUUACCAGAAAACAGAUUCCCUCAGAACACACCUUAUAAGAAAGCACGGAAUUCCGGAAAAAAAAAUACCAAUCGAAGAUGAAUGGGAUCCCCCUGUUGCAGAAGAUAUAACAAUUGAUGAAAAUGCGUUUGAUGAGCUUCCAGAUUUAGAGUUUGAUAACAAAGAGCAGAAAGAACAUGUUUCUCCUCAAAAAGAUGACUUGAGGCUGGUAAAGGAAAAUAGGAGCCAAAAUAAAAAGCAACGAAAGAAAAGUCUUCACCUUCGCAGAAAUUAUAUGCCCAUAGUGAAAAAACUGUUUAAGAAGAUUGCAAUUACUCGUUUUGCAAAAAAGUCUAAAUGCCAGUGGUUUAAACGAUAUAAGUGUAAUGUUUGUAAUCGAAGAUUUUGGACAAAGUACGAAGUAUUAUUACAUAUGGCUUUUAGGCGGCAUCCUACUUCAAAAAAGCCAAAAAGAAACAAAAAAAGAAGUAUAAAGAAUAAAGAAAUUUUAAAACCUCACUCUUCGAAAAAAUUAAAAAAAACCCAAGAAAAGGUUGAAAAAAAGAAGGAAAAGGAGAGUCUCAUAUGUAAAUCCUGCUCUAAAACAUUUGUUAAAUUGGACAAGCUAGUUCUUCAUAAACUUAGUAAGACAGAAAAAUGCACUGAGCCUUUAGGAUGCGCUCUUUGUAAUUUCAAAGGGAAGAGUGUUGCUCGGGUUAGGAAUCAUGAAAGGAAAAUACAUAAUAUCUGUAACUUAGUAUUUGAUUGCUACCUCUGCAAAGAAGGUUUCACAUCUUUAUCGAAAUUCGAGCACCACUUAAAAACUAUUCAUGAACUUAAUAUAAGGGAAACAUUCAAGGAGUUAUACCGAGAGCGAAGUGAAUCCUUUAUUUUCAUGAAUUAUCGUCCUUUCAUGCAUGGCUCGAAAGUAUGCUUUAAGAGAAUCUUCAGGUGUCCAGUCUGUGAUCAUAAGAAUGUUUCCAUGGCAGAUACAGAAAGCCAUAUAAAAGAAAAACACAAUGAUUUAUUUGAAUGCAAAAUCUGUUCUAAAGUGCUAUUUUCCAAUGUUGGAAAGAAAAGACAUUUAGCCCUUCACUGGAAGUCAGAACAACUAUCUGACUCAAUAUCUGGAACUAAGAAGAGAGAUGUGUAUGAAUGUUUGAUAUGCUGCCACAAAGAUGAAAAUUUUCAUGAUUUAGUUGCUCAUAUCACAUACUUACAUAUGUUUAAGAAACCGAAAGUUAUAAUUGAAAACUUUAAAAAGAAAAAGGAAAAGAGAAUUACAAGUUCUUGUGUAUCUGUCUGGAAUUAUCUAUUGACUGAUAAAGUAGACUAUCUUCUCCAACAGUCAGAUAGUAACUCUACUGAUUCAAAUUCUGAGUCUUCAAGUACCUCCUCUAGUCUUACCAAAACAUCAACGAAGCAAACAACCGAACAGCCAAAAAACUCGUCCGAAGCAUGUCUUCCAAGAUAUUGUGUAACUAAAUCUAAGUCUUCGAAAUCAAUUGAAAAUUGUCAGGAGAAUCAGCAAGAUAAAAAGCUGCUCCUUAGAUUUGAAAAAGUGAAACAUUCUGUUGAAUUUAAACCAAAACAUAUAAAAAGAAAACGUAGCGAGACUGAAACGGGGAUUACUGAAGGACUGAAAAUGAAAGUUCCUAAAUCAAUCGCGAAUGAUACAAAAUCUAACGACAAGAUAUUAGCUGAUAAAAGAGAAAAGCUAAGCAGCCCUGUAAAGGACAAGAAAAGAGAGAGCAGCAAAAUUACUCAACUUUUAAAUAAUCCCCUAAGCCUACUUCUAAUAGAGAAUAAAACCUCAACAGAUUCGUCUACUCAGAUACCAAUGGCGAAAUCUCUGGAUAUUGAAGCUCAGGGAAAUAAGCAAAACAACAAUUCAAUAACAGAAAAUUCUGAAGAAAGUGCCAAAACAUCCAGUAUAUCGGAUAAUUGUGUGGAGUCAACAAAGUCUCCUGGGAAUGAUAAAUCGAAUUCCAACAAUAAAAUAGAAAAUAAAGAAAAUAUAAUUUCCGAAGAAAAAGAAACACCUGACAAAAAUCUUGAAUCAACAAAAGCUAUUGCUGAAGAGGCAGAUACCUCGAAGGAACAGUUAACUAGUAAAAAACAAAAAGUGCAGGACAUGAUAUCUGCUGUUCGUUCAGAAAAUAUUAGUCAGAGUUGUAAUUCAUCAGAAUCAAUCAGUAUUAAUGUUGCUUGUCAAUCAUCGUCGAUAGUGUCACAAAAAACAGACGAACCUGCUACUUUAAUUGUAAAAUGCGAACCAACCACUUCCUCUUCACUAUCAAGUAUGUGUAAAGUUUGUUUUACCCUAGUCUCUGAAGCGGAAAUGCCAGAGCACAUGAAUCGGCAUGUUCUCAUUGUAUGCGAAUUUUGCACUUUCGGAACAUUAUCAGAAAAUGCUUUAAAUAGCCAUGUUGAAGAUUUUCACUCACUACCAGUGGAAACUGCGGAACCUAAUCUAAAGUGCCAGGCGUGUAACUUUACAGGAACUCGAGAAGAAAUUAUCAGUCAUCUAAUAAAUAAGUGUGAAUUCACAUUACAAGUACGGUGCUUCAAGUGCAAAUAUUAUGCACUUUCUAAAACAGAUCUCAAUACCCAUUAUAACCAAUCUCAUCUUGAUACUAAAAAUAUACAUAGAUGCUUUAAGUGUAACUAUUCUUCGAAACACUGGGUCUUUUUCCAAAUGCAUAACGAAAUUAAACAUAAUCAGAAAGGUGCUGACGAUCUAAACUCGGAUAUGAAGAACUUCCUCAAAGCGUUCAAACAACGAUUAUUAAAUAGAAUUGCUGUAUUGCCCAAAACGCAAACAAAAUUUUCAUGUUGUCACUGUGAUUUUGAUGACACUUCGACAGAAUCUAUAAUUCAGCAUUCAACUGGACUUCACUCGAAACCGUUCAGAGCUUCCGAGAAAAUCAUCGAUCUUAAAAAGGUUGAAUAUAAAUGUUUGCAUUGCGGAAAUAUUUUGUCAAAUCUUGAUUCCAUGUUAAUUCAUCUACGGGUUAACCAUAAUCAAAAGGAUUUUACAAAAUCCUCCAUUCUGAAUAAUUUUGAUGUUGUUGAUGAGGAUACUGGGGACGGUGAUGUGGUUUACUUAAUGACUACUUUUGAAAAUCUUUUCAAGCCAAACAGCCAAAUUCAAGUAUUACAGAAUAAUAAUUCUCAAAUUGAAGUUGAAUACGUACCAAAAGCACCAGUAACAAUUGAGGAACAUCAUCUUAAAGAAUUUGAAACUGAAAUUAUUACGUCACUUUUGAGCAUUGGAAAGGAGGGCGCCAUAGACGUGGCAAAUACCAGGAAAACGAAAUCGGAUGUAAUCGAAUUAUCUGAUGAUGAGGUUUCACAAAAGCCUAAUGAUAUUUUUAUAGAUUUGACGCUAGAUGAAGAUAGCCAAGAAUGCAAGGUAUAA
Messenger RNA from Dimorphilus gyrociliatus, 3623 nucleotides. NCBI's taxonomy places the organism in Eukaryota, Metazoa, Annelida, Polychaeta, Dinophilidae. The record is from the annotation of a GenBank genome assembly.